Molecule: messenger RNA, 1822 nt
Organism: Momordica charantia (bitter melon)
Lineage: Eukaryota; Viridiplantae; Streptophyta; Magnoliopsida; Cucurbitales; Cucurbitaceae
Gene: AAT
Product: aspartate aminotransferase
Biological process (GO): amino acid metabolic process; biosynthetic process
Molecular function (GO): transaminase activity; pyridoxal phosphate binding
Source: RefSeq, a predicted model, not a curated record
AUGGCUGAAUUCAACUCUCACAGACAGCGACUCUCAAUCGUUACCUAACUCAGCUUUUUUGGAUUUUCAAAUUCUCCGACAGCCGUCGUUACCACCAACUUCCCCGUUCUUUCCUCGCCCCUUUAUACCAAUUCCUCCUCCUCCUUCUCUCAUCGCGGCUUCUCGGUACCUUUCAAUCUCUGUCUCUCUGUUGCCUUCUCUUUAUUCUCUACUUGGGGUCCUGUUUUCUUCUUGUUCCGGUACAGAAUCAGGAUACCUUCCUCUUCCAAUGGCAAAUUCGUUGCAGAAUUUAUCUAAUGCAUCUCAUCUCGGAUUUAGAUACCAAUUUCCGGGUGCCGAUUCUGCGCUAGAACCUGCUUUUGGAUCCGUUUCUUUUCCCUCCCAGCUUCGUGCCCCCUUCCUCAAGUCUCAGCAGUAUACGAAGAGAGUGCAGCCAGUAAUGGCUGGGAGUGUUUCUGACCAAGUGAUUGUGGACCUAACUUUGAGCCCAAGAGUGAAUUCUGUAAAGCCUUCCAAGACGGUGGCUAUAACCGAUCAGGCCACGGCUCUAGUGCAAGCUGGUGUGCCUGUGAUUCGGCUGGCUGCUGGUGAACCUGAUUUUGACACCCCUGCUCCAAUUGUAGAGGCAGGAAUGAAUGCGAUUCGGGAUGGCUACACUCGCUACACGCCCAAUGCAGGAACAUUGGAACUCCGCCAAGCAAUUUGUCAUAAGCUAAAAGAGGAGAAUGGGAUUUCGUAUACACCAGACCAAAUAUUGGUGAGCAAUGGAGCCAAACAGAGUAUUCUUCAAGCAGUUAUUGCUGUUUGUUCUCCAGGACAUGAGGUUGUAAUUCCCGCUCCAUUUUGGGUAAGCUACCCAGAAAUGGCUAGGCUGGCUGAUGCAACUCCGGUGAUUCUUCCUACGCGUAUUGAAGACAAUUUUCUCCUGGAUCCAAAGCUUCUUGAAGCAAAGAUCACAGAGAAGUCGAGGCUGCUGAUUCUUUGUUCUCCAUCCAACCCAACAGGAUCUGUUUACCCGAAGGAAUUACUUGAAAAGAUUGCUGAAAUUGUUGCAAAACAUCCUAGACUUCUGGUGCUUUCUGACGAAAUAUACGAACACAUAAUUUAUGCUCCAGCAACUCACACAAGCUUCGCAUCUUUGCCUGGCAUGUGGGAAAGGACUUUGACUGUUAAUGGGUUUUCUAAGGCUUUUGCAAUGACUGGUUGGCGACUUGGAUAUAUUGCCGGUCCUAAACACUUUGUCUCUGCAUGUGGAAAAAUCCAGAGUCAGUCCACUUCGGGAGCCAGUAGCAUAUCCCAAAAAGCUGGUGUUGCAGCUCUAGGAAUGGGCUAUGCUGGUGGGGAAGCAGUUGCCACAAUGGUGAAAGCAUUCCGGGAACGUCGGGAUUCUUUGGUCAAAAGCUUUGGUGAAAUUCCCGGUGUUAAGAUUUCAGAACCCCAGGGAGCUUUCUACCUCUUCCUGGAUUUCAGCUCUUACUAUGGAUCUGAAGUUGAAGGGUUUGGUGUAAUUAACAAUUCAGAGUCACUUUGCAGAUAUCUGCUUGAGAAGGGCCAGGUUGCUCUAGUUCCGGGGGAUGCGUUCGGUGACGACAGUUGCAUCCGCAUUUCGUACGCAGAAUCCCUCAGUACACUGCAGGCUGCUGUGGAAAGAAUUAAGAAUGCAAUUGAGGCAGUUAGGCCUGUUGUUCCUGUUUAAAAACUGCUAAUGUAUGGAUAAUGCAAGCCCUUCUCAAUUGUUUGUUUCUAUUGAGAUUGAUAAUAUUAUUGCAGAAAUGUGUAUUCUAGUGUUUGUUCUGAAAUAAAUAAAACAAUUCAGGGGCCA